AUGUUGGUGAGUGUAUUUGGUCUAGCAUUCUCUAGAGAUUUCCAGUGUAUAGCUCUACUAGUAUUUCCGUAUCUGACUGCCUCAAGAGUUCGAUGGUUAAUUGUCUUCUACACGACAGGUGUAUCAGUCACUGGACCAGGUUUAAACUUUUUACACAAUUCAGGAAAUUUUCGUAAUUCCAUCGCCUGUGUUAUUGCUCAAGUGAAUACAAAUAUGAUGAUAUUGAAAAAGUUAACUCAAGCACCAUUUGCUUUGUUUAAAAGUCAACUGGAAAAUUUAAUUGGCAGUAUUAAUUCAAUUGUUGAACGAUUUAGACAAACGCUGUCUAAAAUUAAUUUCUCUUUAAUUCGUCUAACUAAUGUUAUGGAAAGUCAAGCUAGUUGGAUACACUCAUUAAUUGUUGCCUGUGGGGAUAGUGUUGCCUUAAUUAAUCAAUGCCUGGCCUUUUUCAAUAAUAUUUACUUUAGUUGUAAGAAAGCUUUUGGUUUUUUAAGUGGUCUAUAUGUUUUCACAGAAUUGUGUAAAAAACAAGGUGCAGUGCUUGAAGACACUUUAAAUGUUACAUCAAAAACUGAGUUGGCAAAUCAAAUCCAUGGAAUACUCAAUGUUAUUGGUAGAAAGAAUUUAACACUGUCAGGGAAUUUAAGCGCAAUACAAGAAAUAACAUUUUCUAGUGAUCAUACAAUAUCAAAUAAAUUACAACAAAGAAUGGAUAGUUUUAUUCAGACUGUUGAUGCAGUCAAGUAUAUUGUAUCAUGGGUUAUGGUUGCAUGGACAUUAAUCACUAUGAUGACGUUAUUUGUUCAAGCAAUAAUGUUUCGAAGAUCUUGGUUAAAUAAUGAUGCUUAUAAUAAUGUAUACAUAACUAGUGCAUUUAUUGAACAAGAAAAAGAAGCUAUCCGAAAAGGUUUAGUUCCAACUGUUCCAUUGGUGCGUAAAGAGAAAAAAAUCUACAAAAAGUUAUCCAGUAUAAGUUGGACUUUAUCAGAGAAGCAUACGGCGAUGUUAGCUAGUAUAAUGCUGAUUAUUUGGAGUUCUUCAAUAAUCCUGGUGAUGGUAACUGAUUAUGCAAUGUAUACAGUUACUGAUAUUGUCAUCCCAUUGUUUUCACAUGAUUUUUCAAAAUAUGGAUCAGGAGGUGAUACAGAAGAAGGUUCACGCAUAGAAGAUGAUGAGAAUUAUAAACUUCAUAUUGAUGGGGAUUCAUCAUUUGCAAAUAUUAUCCAAUCAUUGACUGGUAUGCUAAAUCCGCUAAAGGAUGUUGCAUUGAAUAUAGAUGCGACGACUUGUCGACCAACACCGAAUCCACCUGACUUUAAUACAUACAUUGAGAUUAUUUUAUUGUUAUUAUUAGCAUUUAUAAGUGUUAUCCUUCAGGUAUACAUUAUGCGAUUGCGUCACAGUAUCAUGAUAUGGUAUUAUCCAAAGAAAGCUGUACAUCGUGCAGCAUGGCUUCGUACACACAUAAAAAAUAAUCGUGGUCUUUAUCAUCGUAUUAUACACAAAUUUAAAACGCUGGAUAUCAAACGAAAUCGUAGAGCACAGAAUAUAUCAUAUCUUGGCAGAUAUUUAAGUCGUCAUCGGCGGAUAGCAAAUUUACUUCGAUUGCUUGGUAUACAACGUAUAAUGUGUGUAUUUUGUGGUAGUGAUGGUAAUCCAUCGAAAAGGAGUGAAUUCGAGGAAAAUUUACACGCUGUGAUGACUGUGGGGCGUAUUAUUGUCGUGCAUGUCAAGUCAUCUUAA
Messenger RNA from Trichobilharzia regenti, 1743 nucleotides. The record is from the annotation of a GenBank genome assembly. NCBI's taxonomy places the organism in Eukaryota, Metazoa, Platyhelminthes, Trematoda, Strigeidida, Schistosomatidae.